AUGGGCUCCUCACAGCUUCGCGGCUACUUCCAUGUGCAAUACCAGCCUGGAGAACGGAGACUCGUCCAAAAGAUCGACUUCUUCAUCCUCACCUUUUGCUGCCUCAGCUACCUGGUCAAUUACCUUGAUCGGACCAAUCUUGCCAAUGCCUACGUAUCGGGCAUGAAGGAGGACCUUGGCUUUGUGGGCGACCAGAUCAAUGAAAUCAACACGUGCUUCACCAUCGGCUACGUCAUUGGCCAAGUGCCGUCCAACCUGUCCCUUCACUAUGUCAAACCUCGCUUCUGGUUUCCCUCCAUGAUGAUUCUCUGGGGGUGUCUUACCAUGGUCACUGCGUCCGUCCAUAACCCGCAGUCUAUCAUGGCCAUCCGCUUUUUCCAAGGCAUCUGUGAGGCCUCGACGUUUAUCGGCACACAUUACAUUCUUGGUGCAUGGUAUACUGAGCGCGAGCUCGGCAAGCGCAGCGGCAUAUUUACAUCAUCCGGUCUGGCUGGUACCCUCAUUGGUGGCUUCAUCCAGUCUGGCAUCUACAAAAGCCUCAAUGGUCGUCUUGGCCUUGCGGGAUGGCGAUGGCUCUUCAUCAUUGACGGCUUGCUCACUGUCCCCGUGGCCGUCUACGGUGUCAUUUUCUUCCCCGACACCCCCAAGACGACUGCCGCCUUUUACCUCACUGGGGACGAGAAAAAAAUCGCCGUCUCUCGAGUUCCCGAUGUUGCUGAGCAGUCCCCCAUCACCCUCAAGUUCCUCAAGAAGGUCUUGUCGUCCUGGUACUGGUGGGGCUUUGUUGGCCUGUGGUGCCUUGCUGGUGAGCUGGAAAGUUUCAGUACCAACUCCCUGUUUGCCCUUUUCCUGCAAAACCAUCCGGUCAACGAGUAUACCGUUUCCCAGAAGAACAAUUAUCCUAGCGGCGUCCCUGCCGUCGGCAUCGUGUCAACCCUCUUCUGGGCUCUGUUGACCGACUUCCUCGGCGGCAAGCGUUAUCUCGUCGGCUACUUCAUCGGCGCCACGAGCAUCGCGACCUCCGUCAUGGUCUUGGCAUCGUCACGAGACCCCAAUAACCCACACUCUACAGUCGUUACAAUGGCCGCCUACUACAUGGCAGGUUUAGUCUACGCCUGCCAAGCGACCUUCUUCGCCUGGUGCAACGACGCCAUGAGAUAUGAGCAAGCCACCUUUCGGAGCGUCGUCCUCGCCGGCAUGAACCUUGGUAACAAUGCUGUCAACGCAUGGUGGAGCAUCAUAUUCUACGGCGCAUCCAUGGCGCCUUGGUUUGUUCGGGGCAUGUGGGCAAUGAUUGCCUGCUCUGUUGCUCUCAUCUUUUGGACGGCCGGGUUAUCGCUGCUGGAUCGCAGAAACAAGAGGCCCUUGGUUGUAGAGGCUCAAGAGCCUGGGGGAGGGCUUCAAAAGGCGUAG
Metarhizium album ARSEF 1941 is the source of this 1413-nucleotide messenger RNA. Its product is annotated as pantothenate transporter. Gene Ontology annotation, biological process: pantothenate import across plasma membrane. The transcript is spliced from 5 exons. The record is from RefSeq and is a predicted model, not a curated record. Gene Ontology annotation, cellular component: plasma membrane. Lineage: Eukaryota; Fungi; Ascomycota; Sordariomycetes; Hypocreales; Clavicipitaceae. The coding region runs from base 1 to 1413 and encodes 470 amino acids. Gene Ontology annotation, molecular function: pantothenate transmembrane transporter activity.